Molecule: messenger RNA, 2950 nt
Organism: Haliotis rubra (blacklip abalone)
Lineage: Eukaryota; Metazoa; Mollusca; Gastropoda; Lepetellida; Haliotidae
Product: tubulin--tyrosine ligase-like protein 12
Exons: 15
Coding region: 134-2029 (631 amino acids)
Biological process (GO): protein modification process
Source: RefSeq, a predicted model, not a curated record
CGGAAGGGAGAUAACUCCAAACGCAUAAAAGCGAAAACACGUGAAACUCGAACUAACUAACUGUAAAUUUGUUUUAAUACCCUAAUAACUUGGCGUCAGAGUAUCCAGCAGUUGUGCGAGUCAGGAUCGAAACAUGCCAGUAACGACAGGAGACUCACAGGCCACAGUGAUGUCGUUUUCUGAUUUUGUGGAGCUACACAAACCACAACUGUUGGCAUCAGCAGUUCCUGAGAGGUUCUGGAACACUUUGUUUGAAAAGCUCAAAGAUGAGGUGUAUGAUGCAGGGGACAACUUCCAGAUCAUAUGUGAGCAGUAUGUCAGUGAGGACAACGAUGAAGACGAUGGUGCUGACGACCAUGGAUGGAAGGUUAUCGUGUACACAGACGAUGGUAUCUCGCACACAGAUGAAAAAAACAUCUUCCUGAUUGACCAUGCCUGGACGUUCCGUGUGCGUGAUGCCCGCCAGUACCUGGAGGAGGUACCAGGGUUGUUGGAACGGAUGACGGCGCUGAUUGAGGUCUCCACAGCAGGGAAGUCAAGCGACGAGCAGAAUGAGGCUGUUCUCCGUAAAAUGUGGAAGUACACACAGACAUACAGCUUUGGGCAUUUAUCAGAGGGCUCGGAGGACUCCAUGCCCAUCUGGUAUGUGAUGGAUGAGUUCGGUUCCCGCAUCCAGCACUCAAACGAACCGUCAUUCAGAACAGUACCCUUCUACUUCCUGCCCCGACAGAUGGCGUUCAACAUCAUGUGGCCACUGAGGGACCUAGAUCAUGGAGAGGAGGUGACCAGAGACUAUCUCCCGAACGUCAGAGACGCACUGGUGCGACGAGCCCGACUCACUCCAUGGAUAGAUGAUGAUCUGACCGACGUGAGCUGCGAGCAGACAGAGCCAGACAUGUCCUACUUCCAGGCUUACAGGGAGAAUGAGAGUUUGCCGAACCUGGACGUGGAGUUCCCACCAGUGCCGACUGACCGGAGCCUCAAGGUGUACAUGGACUACGGCAAGAUGUUGAAGGACCAUCUCACUGACCCUCGCUUCCAGCUAGUGGAGGACAUCACACAAGCAGACGUCAUCUGGACACACAGACAUUACAAGGACUUCAAGGAACUGAGUGAAGAAUUUCCAGGAAAGUUUGUGAACCAGUUCCCAUUUGAGAUGACUGUGACAAUCAAAGACCUCCUGGCCAUUGUCUCUCGACGCGCAGCCAAGAAAGAUCAGUCCCAGAAUGCAUCGCAACCAAGUCCAAAAUGGCUGCCAGUCACCUACAACCUACAGACAGAACUGCCACAGUUUGUCUCUUACUUCCAGCAUAGGGAGGCUCAGGGUCUCGAUAACACCUACAUCUGUAAGCCGUGGAACCUGGCGCGAGGUCUCGAUAUGGACAUCACCGACAACCUGGACCACAUCGUCAAACUUCCAGACGGAGGACCCAAGGUGGUGUGUAAGUACAUCGAGGACCCGGUGUUGUUCCACCGGGAUGAUGUGGGGAUGGUCAAGUAUGACAUCCGGUACAUCGUACUGCUGUCCAGCGUCAAACCACUCAAACUGUUCGCCUACAAUGUUUUCUGGCUCAGAUUCGCCAACAAGCCCUACUCUCUCGACCACUUCGACGACUAUGACAAGCACUUCACAGUCAUGAACUACCGGGAAGAGUCCCCGCUCAAACAGAUUCACUACGAUGAGUACAUCAAGAUGUUUGAGAAGCAGUACCCUGACUUCAGCUGGGACGGACGUGGAGGUGAAGACAUCUUCACCAUGUUCCGGGAGUUGUUUGAGGCUGCCUCCUCCCUCCCCCACCCCAGGGCAUCAGCCCCUCCCCAGUCACGGGCCAUGUAUGCUAUUGACCUCAUGCUCAAGUGGGACAAGAAUGACAAAGGUGAGCGCUACAUGCAGCCCCAGAUCUGUGAGGUGAACUUCAGCCCCGACUGUGAUCGAGCCUGUCAGUACCACCCCUUCUUCAUCAACGAUGUCAUGAGCGUGCUCCUCCUAGACGACACAGUUGACAAACAUGUCACCCUCGUGUCAUGAUAACAGCCAUUGGUCUGUCUCAAUGUAAGACUUCAAGCUACAUUCUUCAUCUGAGAGGAAACUGUACUUAUUGUCAGAAGAUGAAGUUUUUUUCUUGAGGAGGUUAAAUAAGGUCAAAAGAUUUUUGUGUUUGACAGACACUCUUGGAAAGUCCAGGGUUUGUAUUCCAGGUCUGCCAAUCUUCCACAUGGUGACUGCCCUAAGUCGGGGAGUUACAACAAUAUUACAGCAAACAUCAGGACAGAGUCCCUUGUUCACAGCCGUGUUCAUCCUGUCUCCUGGAGGACAGGAACGAGUAACUGGUAUCAAAUGUACUUGAGAGGAGAUUCCAAGUGCAUGAUUGGCUACUCUGUGGUGAUGACCUGAGGUCAGAUUAUGAGGACUAUUUUCAUGAUUGUUGUUCAUUGAUACAUUUCUCUUAAUCAGUCAGAUUCAUCUAAGGUGACAGAAGUUAAAGUUUAAAGAGUUCAGUUUCUGGAUAUCAUCUAGUUUGCAUAAUCAUCAUAAAGUUGCAUUAGAACACAUUCCGGAGAUCUGUCAAGUGCUUUAGUCUCAGAAUGUGAACAGUGUUGUGAGUUACCAAUAUUGGGUAAUGGACGCCAGAAUUGGUCUUCACACCAUGUACAUAUGUAGGGACGCAAGCCCAUGCCUAUAUUUUGAUGAGUGAAUGCUCUAACCUCCAGGUUACCAAAUCAUCCCUCAAAAGGUAUCUGAUUUGGCAGAAUAAGAGAUUAUUUCUACAUAUUUUUUAUGUAUCAAAAUUCUGUUCUAUCCAGUCUGUGUUUAGACGAUAUUCCUGUGACGUAUAUCUGUAGUGCAGUACCACUGUAUAUCUACCACUCUUCAUCGCCUAUAUGUCAUCAUACUAUUGUAGGAGUUCAAGGGCUUGUGGGUGAAUAAUAAAUACUGCAUAGCACUUAA